Fusarium proliferatum ET1 is the source of this 1806-nucleotide messenger RNA. RefSeq lists its product as uncharacterized. The record is from RefSeq and is a predicted model, not a curated record. The coding region runs from base 1 to 1806 and encodes 601 amino acids. Lineage: Eukaryota; Fungi; Ascomycota; Sordariomycetes; Hypocreales; Nectriaceae. The transcript has 3 exons.
AUGCCCAGCUUCUUCCAGUUCACGCAGGGCACCGAGUCGCACGUCCGACCCAACGACUCGGCCCCUCUCCUAGGCCGCUUCCGCGCUGUUCCUCCGCGUCCUGGCGUGAUAUCUCGAAGGCGCAGUCAACUUGGCCUCUUGUCGAAUACCGCAGACAACAGAGGCAGCGUACAUAUACUCGGAUACGGUGCAUUUCCUGCAGAUGACGACGAUACGGACAGUGAUUAUGACCUUGAGGAUGAUAGGAGCUUGUGGCAACGUCUUUGGCAACGAUGGGUGUUGGAUAUUUGGGUUGAUCCGAGACAGUCGGCGGUGAAGAGGGUCGUUGAUAAGUGGUGGAGCCGGUAUGCAUUUUUGGUGUUGAUGCCUGCCUUGUUGGCUGUGGCGUGGUGUUCUAUACCUUUUCCUCAGUAUAGAAUUCCCGACGACCAUAUCGGUGAUGGGGACGAGGAUAGACUCCCCGACGGAUCUAGGACGCCUGGUCACGGAGCUGCUCGAGUCCAGGUCAACUUUUGGUUCUUUCUAUUCGUCUACUAUGGUUUCUACAACCUUACUGCUCUUAUCUGGAUCACAAAGGUGUUCAACCUUUACAGCCUCAACUGGUGGCCCCAAUCUCUGGGUUUCCCGCUUACCGUCUCACUCAUCGCCAUCUUGUCCAUUGCCGUCCCCAUACCCAUGUACUACAAUGACAGGGCGCGUUAUUUGCUCGUACACAAUACAUCAUGGAUUUCAUGGACCUUCAUCAUCAUGGCCUUGCCUGUCACGAUCGCCUUUAUCAUUCUCACGACUAAUGAGCGGCACAUCGGGCUUCGUCACUCGCUAUCAGAAACUCAACGCAUCUUUACCACAUCCUGGUGGACCGGAGAGCCAGACACGUUCAACGGUAGGGACCGUCGGCGCCGGAAUGUCACGGCUGAUCUAUUCGACGCCGACGCAACUCAAGUUGAACCCGAGCUGAGGCCACAGGGCGUUAGGAUGCGCCGACUGUGGUUGCCAGCAAGCUUUGUACGAUUCUUAUGGUUCUGCGUUGCUCUGUUUAUUGGCCUCAUGGCAUACGUGAUCGGAGAGGCAUACGCAGAGAUUUACCUCCGAACCUUACCGCACAAUAACUUGGAGACAGUAGUGUAUGUCUAUGGCUGGGUAGCAACGGUGCACCUCCUGGACGCGCUAAGCGGCUGGGUGCUAGGAAUUCGAGAGGGUGAGCGUGUUGGAAGUUAUCCUUUGAGCUGGAUCUUUAAACUAUACUUCAUGUUGACCUACCAGAUGUACGUUCGUGCGCUAUAUGCACGACUGCGUUCACCACAACAAUUCAUAACCCUUCAGAUCUUGUCAUCAACAGGUUUGGUUGUCAUUACACCCAUCAUGAUGACCUCAUUUGUGCACAAGCUCUUGACAAUUCUUGGGCUGAACUCGCAAAGCUUUGGUUCAUACCAAAAGCUCCAGACCCGCAAUGUCUUUAUCCGCUUUCUUGCCGAAAACGUCUCAAUGGUUGCAUUCCUUGGAAGUAUUCUAGUACUGCACUUUGGAGCCAACAAAGACGUUUACCCAUAUUUCGCUUUCGAUACGGAGGGGGAGGACUACAAUUUUGGCCUCACUUUCUACGCCUCAUCGGUAACCUGGGCGUGUGAGUUGGUAGCGAGCCUCGCUGUGCGAGGACUCAUCCGACUAUUCUUCCAAAUCGAUGUAGGCCUGGAGGGGAAGCUGGACUUAGCUGUCUGGCCAGAGUUGAUGCCAACCUGUGUGGCAGUCAUGCUGCACGUGCUGCAGAACAUGCUAUUUUCCAUCAUUCGGCUACAAUUUCAGUGA